Messenger RNA from Sycon ciliatum, 2120 nucleotides. RefSeq lists its product as uncharacterized. The coding region runs from base 231 to 2000 and encodes 589 amino acids. The transcript has a single exon. Gene Ontology annotation, molecular function: carbohydrate binding; calcium ion binding. NCBI's taxonomy places the organism in Eukaryota, Metazoa, Porifera, Calcarea, Leucosolenida, Sycettidae. Gene Ontology annotation, cellular component: external side of plasma membrane. Gene Ontology annotation, biological process: biological process involved in interspecies interaction between organisms. The record is from RefSeq and is a predicted model, not a curated record.
CAUCAGGUCCUCAGCUCCUACGUCCGUGCUUUCAUUAUCAUUCCUAGCCGUUGACGGGCUGGCAUUAUAUAGUUGGAGAGUUUGCAGCUCUCGAAUUAUUUCGAAAAUGGGGCACGCUGACCGGACAGGUAAAAAUCCAUAGAACGUGUGUAAAGUGCUAGAAGAGAGUCGCAUUGGAAACUCAAGCAGAACAGGUGAAUAAUUUCAAGCUUUUUCCUGGGCUUUCCGAGAUGGACCGUCCAAAAUGGUUCAUACUCGCCACUUGUUUGGUUAUCCUAUUUAACACUAGUAUUGUUACAGCAAAAGCUACGACCUCACAAAAGCGGUCGUCUCGCGAUUGUGUGACUGGCAUGUUGACCAGGGCUGGCAUUACUCAUCACGUCGCUCGACUUUACACCAAGAUACUGGCCUUAUCCGGACACAGUCCAGAACUACUCCGAGCAGCUACGUCACACACCUUGGAAAACAUCGGAAUUAUAGAUGCAGCAGACCAAAGAAGGAUUAUGUCUUGUUUUUCAUCGUCGAUGAAUGGAUCAUCUAUUUCCGGACAAUGCCAGGCGUAUCAGCCUUGUGAGGAGAACUCGCGAUGUACUCCAUUCUCGAAAACCUCCAAUCCUCAUUUCCUAUGUCUGCCCAUCAACUAUUGUGAGGAGGUCACGUGUCUCUAUGGUGGUGUUUGCAAGAACACUGGUAGCAACUUCACUUGUGACUGCGCUGUUGGAUAUCGUGGACGACUGUGUGAAGAGAAAUGGCUGACAAAGGAGUACACGGACUUGCGCCUGCAGAAACUCACCGCCUCAGUUCACACCGCAGUGGAAACUAUGAAGAUGAAUAUGAUGUUGGCUCUUACCGCUCUUCAAUCACUGGUUGAGGGGAUCGCAUCUACUGUUUCAAGAAAAGACAUCAAACCUAUAUCGUCACCUGGAACUGACGAGAAUAACAAAUCAAAUUUACAUGUGUCCAAAUCACCAGGAGCGGAUGUCUCAGGCACCGUCAUCCCAGAAACGCGCAAUGAGAAUAUCACAGAAAACGUAUCUAAUUCUACUGGAUCUCCAACGGAUAUCGUCUCCACUCGUCCAAUGCGAACCACCAGUAAUACUGGCGUCACGGCUACGGAAGCCUUUCCCCAAACCAUUUACGUUCGAUUCCCUGAGAAGCGCACCUGGGCUGAGGCGAGAUCAGAUUGUACACAGCGCGGCGGCAUGUUAGCCGUUGCAGACCAAGGUAAUGCCACCACAGACCCACUUUUCCUUUAUUUGACGUCACACAAGUUCGACUUCGAGACCUGGCUAGGCGGCACGCAGGAGAAUGAUGACGUCAUGUGGCGGUGGAUCACGGGUGAAGCUAUACAGGGCUAUGCCUUCUUGCGUGCAUCGGAGGAGGUUCAUCCAGGCAAUUGCGUGCUUCACUACCAAGGUUACAUCGGAAACUAUAACCGCUUUCGUGCCAACCAAAUUCCGGCGCUUUGCAGCGAGAGGCUUCCUUAUGUAUGCCAGUUUACGGCCAAUUCAUCUGAGGCCAAAAACGAUCCUAAAUAUCACCCUGCCAUGUCUUCCCGACCGACUGAAGUACUGACCCCGCUGCCUACACCGACCUACACACUACACACGGAGGAGCUGUCAUGGUUUGACGCCAAGUCAGCCUGUGAAGAGCAAGGCAGCAACUUGGCUGUAGUGCGGAAUGGAGAGGAAAACGACGGGUUGCUCAGCUUCGUAUCGUCCCGGAAUCAAUCAGGUGUUGUUCUCCUGUGGAUUGGCCUCUCCCGAGAUAUAACUGCUGGCGCUAGAAGCUGGAAAUGGGUGACAGGUGAAUCGGCCCUGCAGGUGUUUAGAGACUAUUUCUCCUGGCACACUAGAGGUCGGCUUCGUGACAAUGAAGACUGCCUGAGACAUAGGCAAUCGCUUGGUGAGGACAUACCGAUUCGACGUCGCGUAUCCUGGACACCUUGGGAGUGCGACGGAAGAUUCGGCUUUGUGUGCCAAACCGCCAAUAUACCUUAGGGCAGGAAACUACAAUCAUGUAUAAUAUUGAUAACUGGCAAAAUUUUAUGCAAGGGCUUUGUAUUGGUGCAUCUUUUUUCAAAAUAUUGCGAUAGAUUUCUUAAUUGACGGCGGCACUCU